AUGGACAAGGCGACGGAAGACCCCGCCCUUCCUGAGGUUGAGAAGAUGGAGAACCCGGCAAACACGAUGACGACCUACGCCAACAUUAUGGCUAAGAACAAACCGAACCCCCGAGGCCCCGGCUACAUCAAAUUGUAUGUCCUCGCCUCGGUCGUUUUCUUGUGUUCGACCAUGAACGGAUUUGACAGUUCUUUGAUGGGCUCCAUCAACGCGCUACCUAACUACACCGACUAUUUCGGCCUACCCGAGAAUGGCAAUGCUAGUACUGGUAUCGUGUUUGCCAUCUUCCAGAUCGGUCAAAUGUGUGGGGCGCUGUUCAUCUGGAUGACCGACUGGUACGGACGAACCUGGCACAUCUUCUUCGGCUGUCUUGGUGUGUGCAUCGGUACCAUCGUAACGUCUCUGUCGACAACACUCCCCAUGUUCAUCGCGGGGAGGUUUCUCCUGUCUUUCUUUGCCACAUGUGCGCAUACUGCAGCUCCUUUGUACCUAGUCGAGCUCGCGCCGGCAGCGUACCGCGGAACGAUUGCAGGAAUGUACAAUACCUUCUACAAUGUUGGCUCUGUGUUUGCGACUUCAUCAGUGUAUGCUUGUCACAAAUAUCUCGCCCACAAAGGUGAUAUUGACUGGAGGCUUCCACUUUGGCUUCAAAUGGUCUGCCCAGGGUUGGUUGUUCUUCUGAUUAAAUUUUACCCAGAAUCUCCCAGAUGGCUGGUUGCUAAAGGCCGCCACGACGAAGCCAAGACUAUUCUUGCUAAAUAUCACACGAACGGCGAUAUUGACCACCCGCUUGUUGCCCUCGAAAUGACAGAGAUGGUAUCUGCUGUUGAUACAGAGCACGAAGCUUCUUGGAAAGAUCUGUUUGACCUUCGUGUUCUUGUUGAGUCCCGGUCCAGUCGCUACCGACUGAUGCUCAAUGUCGCUUUCUCUUGGUUUGGCCAAUUCAGUGGGAACAACAUUGUCUCAUAUUAUCUCCCCAUCAUGCUCAACGGCAUCGGCAUCACCGAUACUGAUACCAAGCUGAUUCUCAACAUCGUGUACGCUGUCGUUGGCUGGACUGCUUCCAUCGUGGGCUCCCGACUUCACGAUGUUGUCGGUCGUCGCAAGAUGCUCAUUACCGCCACAGCUGGUAUGACGGUAUGCCUUGCAAUUGUCGCAGGCUGUGCGGCGGGAUACACAAAAUACGGAAAUAAGCCCGCCUCAACCGUCAGCAUUGUCUUCAUCUUCAUGUUUGGUGCCAUUUUUGCCUGCGGCUUUACUCCGAUGCAGCCCAUCUACCCUGCUGAAGUCGUGAGCAACAAAAUGCGAGCAAAGGCCAUGGGCACCUUCAAAUUGACCGCAGGGGCAGCUGGGUUUCUCAACACGUUUGUUGGCCCAAUCGCUCUCUCUAGUAUCGGGUACUGGUUUUAUGUUUUCUUUGUGUUCUGGGACACCUUUGAAAUGACAUUCAUUGCUCUGGACAAGGCCACGGAAACGCUUCGACGUCAAGCCGGUGUUCUGCAACUACUCUUUCCCAAUCACGGGCUUGAUGAAUUGGUGGACAAAAAUCGAGCUGAUCUCAUCCAGCUCAUAUCGCCAAAACCAACACGGGACCAAGUCAACGAAGAGAGAACAUUACAAUCACCCGACCCACUGCCCACGACCGGAUCAUCUGGGAUCUCAGGGGAUAUUGAAGAUGUACCAAGCUCGCCCGAGGACUUGAGCAUCGGGGAGUCAGGCGAGGAGGAGAGGCAUUGGCAUGAGUCUGCUCAGGAUCCCGCGACCAUCGCAGCCAGCGAUGACAUCAACGCCCUCAGCCUCGCUGGUGACCGACAUCGGCGCUCAUAUCUAGGAAUUUCAUCUGUGAGCGCAGUGCUGAAAUCUUUGUUUCGCCUUUGUCCAACUGCGAAGGACCUUGCUGUUGAACAAUCCCAGACCUGGCCCGGCGCUCCGCAAGAUGAGACUCGACCGCUUGUACUGAACCAUACGCCUGGUGCCCUCGCGGCACCCGAUUCUCUGCGCGAGCAACGCUAUAUCGGCUUCUACUUUGAACACAUUCAUGCUAUUACACCUCUAGUCGAUGAGGAAUCGUUUAGGAGCACUUUCGCCACUGGUGACGGACAAAGCCCGGCGUGGCUUGGUCUCUGCAAUAUGGUCCUCACCCUAGGCUCCAUUGCCUCGGGAAGCGACACUGCCCAUAUCCACUACUACAACCGAGCUCGCUCGUACCUCGAUCUCGACUCGCUUGGUUCCGGGAACCUGGAGAGCCUGCAGGCGCUGUGCUUACUCGGCGGAUACUACCUCCAUUAUCGCAACUCGCCUAACAUGGCAUAUGCAAUCUUGGGUGCUGCGCAGCGCUUAGCUAUCGCCUUGGGUUUGCACAGAGAGUCUCCGAUCCGUACGGACCACAAAGACUCCGAAGCAGGCCAACGUUAUGUGGCUCGGAUCGAGACUCGACGGCGAACAUGGUGGAGCCUUUACUGUCUCGAUACAUGGGCUAGCAUGACCUUGGGUCGCCCAACUUGUGGACGAUGGGAUACCAAUACCAUGAACACGUUGCCACCGACGCUUCUGGGGCCCGAUGAUCACUGUGCAGUAUCUCUCAGAGAGAGCUCACGGAUGUGCCAUAUCUGCAACCGUCUUCAGGACCGAUUUGCUCAAUCUACACGAAUCGAUAGCCACGAAGCACAGGCCUUGGAUUCCGAACUGCAGAGCUGGUACGACUCGCUACCCGCCAUACUCAAGGACACAACCGAUGUCCCUCCUCGCAUCACCGUCGCACGUGAGUUCUUGCGUAACAGAUAUUAUAGUGUUCGCAUGAUCCUAUCUCGAUGCUUUCUUCUGUAUCGCGCCCAUGAAGAUAUGAAAAGACACACUCCUAACCUGGCAGAGAGCCAAAUGGUUGACCUGUGCAGAGCUGUUGCAGCAGAAGCCAUCGAUGCUAUUGCACUUCAUUGGGUCCCGAACCGAAUCCAAGUCUGGAACUCGGCUUGGUACCUGUUUCAGGCAUGCUUGGUUCCCCUCCUCUCCAUCGCCAUGGAAACAUUAUCCAACUCUGCAGACUCUGAACCGGAAACUGUCAUGGCCUGGCGCACAAUGUUGAACAAAGCCUUGGAAGUUUUUGUGGACAUGAAGCCGUGGAUGCGGGCUUCUGACCGCACUCCGGAUAUCGUGGCUGUCCUAUUCCAGGCUGUGUCGCAGGGUGCUGAGGGAACCAUUCGGACGCCAUCGGUGACUGACGCAGGAGCACAUGUUUUUGGAUGGGCCGACGAACAGUGGACAGAGAUGGAUUGGAGUUUGUUUCUUGGGGACGAGGAUAUUUCUCACAAUCUGUUUUCCUUUACUUAA
Molecule: messenger RNA, 3327 nt
Organism: Fusarium falciforme
Lineage: Eukaryota; Fungi; Ascomycota; Sordariomycetes; Hypocreales; Nectriaceae
Exons: 8
Coding region: 1-3327 (1108 amino acids)
Biological process (GO): transmembrane transport; carbohydrate transport; DNA-templated transcription
Cellular component (GO): membrane
Molecular function (GO): DNA binding; carbohydrate:proton symporter activity; zinc ion binding
Source: RefSeq, a predicted model, not a curated record